UGAAUACGUGGCACAAGAACGCAAUCAGAACACUAGGCCUCGACCCACUGACUUGUGCCUCUACACGCAGCUUUGCACUUUCAUCAGCGACACAUGAUUUCUCUUUGCCAGUAGGCAGAUUUCCCCGCCGUACUUCCCAUCUUGAAAGCCUACUUUACCAAAUACAUGCGCGCAGGAGCUGCUUUUCAUCCUUGAUUCGUCCAAAGUUUGAAUCAUUCCCUACUGACGAUACUUUGACGCACACAACAUCUACGAAGAUGGCGCCCGCUGCGGCAACUCCCGCUGCGGUUUUCGAUGUUACGAAGAAGCCGGAGCCCUACAAGGAUCGGGGCUACCGCAUUCUAGAGCUUCCGAACAAGCUGAAGCUCGUCCUCAUUUCCGACAAAAAAUGCGACAAGGCGGCCGUGGCGGUGUCCGUGAAAGUGGGCAGCCUGUGCGAGAAACCCUACAAGACGGACGGGCUGGCGCACUUCCUAGAGCACAUGCUGUUCCUCGGGACGGAGAAAUACCCGGAAGAGGAAUCGUACAAGAAGUUUUUGAGCAAAAACGGGGGCGGCUGCAACGCUUCCACCAGUGACGACUGGACCAGGUACCACCUGUAUGUCAAGCCCGAACAGCUGGACGAGGCGGUGGACCGGAUCAGUCAGUUCUUCCUCCAGCCCCUGCUCGACGAGAACUGCACGGACCGCGAGAUGCACGCCGUGGACAGCGAACUAUCGCAAGGAAAAAUCCCCCCUCCCCAUAUUGAAGAGGUAGGUUUUCGAAAAUCUGUGUUGCUGAUUUGAGGUCACAAAUCACGUUUGUGUUGCAAGAAGACAAGGGCAGCAGCUUCCGUCCCAUUAUGGAGGCGGUUUGUCAUGCUGUUGAGCCAACAUCACGGACGCUUCUCAUGCUAAGCGCCUAAGUCAAAGCGUCUCUGCUCAGGCUUGAUAUGGGUCUGCAGUCCUCUCUAGCAAGACAGAUGUGAUUUGUGUACUCAAAUACAGCAACACAAAUUCCGCUUUCGAUAUGGGGAGGGGGGAUUUUUCCUCACAAUACGAACACUCGAAAAACCUGCAGAACGAGGCCAGGAGGGCGCUGCAGGUGUUCCGGAACGUAUCGCAAGAAAAAACUGUUUCACUGUAAACUUGUAACGCAGAAAAUGUAUCUGGGAAGUAUUUGUCUUGCCACACAUGCAAGACAAUGGAUUUUUAGCUGUGUUUUCCCUUAGGAAUCUCGCAUGGCAAAUUUUCUCUGUGAUGUAGAACAAAUUUGCGAUGCAAAACCUGCAAAAUCCUUACAGUGAAACACUUUUUUCGUGCGAUAGAACGAGGCGGAUGUGUCGCACCCGCUGAACCACUUUCGCACGGGGAACCUGGAAACUCUGCAGAAGGACAGCAUUCGGGAGAUUCUGCUCAAUUUCCACAAGGACUACUACUCCGCCAAUUUGUAUGAAAUGCAAAAAUGUCUGGGUCUGGAAGAAUGCAACUUGUCAUGCUAAAUCUGAAGCAUGCAAAAAUCUGUGUUGCAUGGUUGCCAAAAGUCGUCCAGGUUUGACCAAGUCGGGAGGCAGUUUCUCAUGCAGGAUAGGCAUGAGAAAGAUCGCACAGAAUCUGUCAUGCUAGGUCCUGCAUUCCAGACCUCAUGGGUCAUGGAAAAGCCGCAUGACAAAUCGCGCAUUCUUCCAGACCCAGACAUUUUUACAUUUGAUAAUUUGAUGGGCGUCGCGAUACUGGGACGGGAAUCCCUAUGGAUGUGUCAGGAUUGAAAUCGACAAAGUUGAAAUAACUUGUAAUGCAUAAAAUGGAUGAAAGUUGCAACCCAGUUUGCAAGUGGCGCAUGACAAGUUUGGGUAGAGCCGAGAUCCAGUCUGUCAUGCUGUUUGGGUAAGGAAGACGUCUUCUGUCAUGCUACUUUAGCAGCUCUAUUUCUACCCCGAGAUAGGCUUACAAUCUGCCUCCCUUGCCUACUCUGCAAGACAGGCAUUUUCUGCGUUGCAUUUUAUGCAUGACAAACUAUUUCAACUUUGACGAUUUCAAUCCUGACAGUUCCAUAAUCCCUGGAAGAGUUGGAGAAAAUGGCGGUUGGGGGGAUGAAAACUUCCACUCCGGCUACUUCGGAUGCGCCGCUUAUUGUCUCGCCACCGCAAGAAAAGAAGUCUCCGGAUAAAGACGCGGUUGUCGCUCCUAAUCCUAGUAAUCUCCGGUUCGCCGCCGUGGAAAACAAGGACGUGGCGCUUCCAGAGUUCCCGUACGCGUUUGGCCACUACGCCAAGAACCGCGUCGCGAAGAUCGCGAAACACAUAAUCUUGCCAGAAAGCACGAAUCAAGGAUUAACAAGUACAACAACAUCUGCAAACUACGGAACAUCUAGUACAACUUCUUCACCCUCUUCUUCAUCCAGUAGGACUAUGCCCAACCUGCCUGUUGCCACCUUGAUCGAGCCGGUGAAGGAAGAGCGGUACUUCGCCUUCCAGUUUUUCACCCCGGAACAGGACCGGCUGUUUUGGCGGGAGAAGACCGACAGUUUCUGGAGCCACGUCCUCGGCUACGAGGGGCCCGGGUCGCUGCUGUCGUUCUUGAAGGAGAAAAACCUGUGCACGAGCUUGUCCGCCGGUAUGUACUACGACGGGGGCGGCACCGGGGUGUUUCAAAUCCGGGUCAGCUUGACCAAGGAAUUCGCGGAGUCCGGCUUCGAACUGAAGCAAAUCGGCGAGUUGGUUUUCAAAUACCUGGUGAUGCUGAAAAAGGAUUUGAUACUCAACAACUUUGCAGCGGGUACAAGAACAACUGAACCAAGUUCAGAAGGAACAAAUGGUAGUACAACCAGCAGCCCAACAAGUGGGACGUCGUCGAAAAACAGUAUCAUUCGGCGCAUUUGGGAGGAGAAGCGCGACCUGGCGGAGUUGCGGUUUAAAUACCGGCCCCUUCCCGACCCGGUGGACUCGGUUUUGACCGCGAGUCGGAACGUGCUGCUGUACCCGAAAGAGGAACUGUUGUCCGGUAUCCGGUGUAAGAACGUCCCCGCCCUAUAGUCAAGAUGGGAAAUCUGCUAGACAAAUCAACAAGCUUUGGUUGUUGCGCAUGUUGAUGAGAAGUGUGGCCUCGUAGUGUAAUCCUGUUGAGCUAGUUCAGCAGCAUCACAGAGCUAGCGCAUCAUGCUUAUUGGGGCAUGACAAAAUCCGAAACAGGGCUAGAAAAUGCUUCGCAUGGGGCUCCGCAUGAGAAACAUUUUCAGCAUGCAGAUUUGCAUUACAACUAUAGGACGGGGACGCUUUUACUCAGGAUAUCCGGGAGCACUUUGUUGUACGAAGACCGCUACAAUGAAAGGGAGAUCUGCGAGUUCUUCGAGUUUUUCCGGCUGGACAAUUUGAGACUGGUGGUCUUCCACGAAAACAGCUGCGCGGCAGAUUAUUUGUACAACAACGACAGUGCUGCUGCUGCUGCUGCAACCUCCACUUCUACCGGAGGAGCAGAGGUUCUUGCGCCGACGUCAGAAAUGUCGAAGGGUGCAGACCACAACAAGACGGAGCUGGAGCCGUUCUUCAGGGUGAAGUACAAGAAGCCGCAGGCGUUACACCCCGUUUUGCUUUCGCAGUGGGCGAAGGUUGACAAGGUGCUGGACCAGCUCGCUUUACUCCAGCAGUUCAACAGUUACGGGGGGAACAAGGCAAAACAGGAAAUCACAAACCAGACCUCGUCCGCGAAACUGGCACUAGAAGUGAAAAAAUCGAUCGCGUUCCUGGAGAUACCUGAGGCGUUUUUCGUGAUGAAGCCGAAUCUGUUCAUUCCGGUCGACUUCGAGCUGAAAAAAACCGUCAAUUUCAACGACAACGCGGCGAAAAACGGAAUCGAGAAAUUCUGCGACGUCGUGCCGUUUCACCAAGGAGUCGGACAAGAACGUCAACGAGCAGUUGGCGCAUCCAAGGCGUUUGCGGACGACGUGCACAGUUUGUACCGGAAAAAAGAAGUCGCUAUUUCAUCUUCCAGCACGCCCACAAGAAACAGGAUCCUGUUCAAGCCGACACUGUUUCCGUACGACGAGCCCCGGAUCUACCUGAAGAUCAACCUCUACAGCGAUUUCGUGGCGGAAAGUCUCCACAACUACUGUCUGACGCUGUUCACCGUGCAGACGAUUUUGGAGUAUCUGAACGAGGUGUUCUACGACUGCGAGAUUUCCGGCCUGGACUACGACAUCGUCACGCACUCCUUCGGCGGGUUGACGAUUUUCUGCGGCGGGUACUCGGACAAGUUGUUCGUUUUGCUGGAAGAGUUGUUGAAAAAUUUCAUGACGGUCUUGGGCGAAGAUGAAAGAACAAAAGAAACUGCAGUAAAAAUAUCUGCGGAAGACAAGAAGUCCAGUCCGGACACGAAGAAGUUGGAGUCUUCGCUGCAAAUUCUGAUCCAGCGAAAGCUGAAAACGUGGUUCAACUCCGCGUUUAAAAAGCAGCCUCUGGAAGUGGCUAGCUGCACCGUGGAUGAGAGCAUCGCUAUGAACGAUUACCCCAUGGAGGACAUGUACGAGUGGCUCCUAAAGAUGACCAACGGCGGCAGGACAUCGACCAGAAUAUCAUCGUCUUCGGGGGAAGUUGUAGACCAGCCCUGCGCACUCACGCUGGACGCGCUGCGGACCUGUUUCGCCAAUCUGUUCCAAAACACGAAGACAAGGAACGCGAGUUCUUCGUCAGAUAGAAGACCGCUGAUUGCCGAGGGACUGGUCGAAGGGAACCUGUCCGCGGAUGCGAUUGCCAGAGUGCACGGCAUUCUGGAAAAAAAUCUGCCGUUCCUCUAUAACAACAAGACAACUGAUCCUACGGAAGGUCGUGACAAAAGAAGUCCAACAGGCUGUAAACGUAAAGCGAAGGAACAAGAACAGCAGUCUCCUGCAAAGGGUCUUGUCCCAUCUGAAGAUUAUACCGUUCUUGUGCCCGGUUUCAAGAAAGGCGUGAAGCUGGUCGAAAAAGACAGCAAAAUAGUGAAGAAAUCGCCGAACGCGAACGACCCAAACAGCGCGACGGUGAUGUACAUUCAAACCGGCAACUACUGUUUGACCAAGCCAGAAAGCCGGUCCGAAGCGGAAAUCUCGAAGGUCAUCCAGACCCGCGCCCUCAACAUGCUGCUCUAUGAAAAUGAAAAAUCCCCCCUCCCCAUAUCAAAACGGAAAUUUGUGAUGCUGAUUUGCGGCCACAAAUCAGCUUUGUAUUGCAGAGAGGCACUGCGGCCAGAUCCCCAGGCUAGGUAGGGGCGUAUGGGUCUAGCAGUUCAGCAUGGGAAACGGGCCCCCUUUAGGCCCAACAGCGUGACAAAUUGCUUCCAAAAUGGGGCGGAAGCUUCUGCCCUUGUCUUCUUGCAGGACAGAUGUGAUUUGUGACCUCAAAGCCGCAACACAAAUUUUUGGAAACAUACCUUUUCAAUAUGGGGAGGGGGGAUUUUUCCUCUCAAUAUGCUCGCGCAGCUAUUUGCUCAGCCCUUCUUUGCGGAUUUGCGCACCAAGCAGCAUAUUACAGUGAAAAAUGCCCCCCACCCCUGAAAUUGCAAAAAUUUGUGAUGCGAAGUUUCCAAAUGAAAACUUUUUGUCAUGCAUGAAAGGAGUAUGAAUCUUUCUGAUGCAGAGUCUAGUCGUGUAUCGCAUCGCUUGCAUGACAAGCGCCGCUCUUGCUGGGGUCUUUUGCAAUACAAAUUUUUGCUAUAAUUCACGAUUGGAAACCUGUGAUGCUGAUAGAUGCAAGAGGGCGAACGUUUCAUUUGGAAAGGUUUGCAAUGCAAAUGCUCCCAAGUUCGGGGGUGGGGGCAUUUUUCAUUGUAAUACAGCAGCUCGGGUAUUUGGUGUCCGCCCGCGCGGACUUCGUGAAUGGUAUGACCGGGAUGCAGUUUCGCGUGCAGAGCAGUCACACGAACUGCGCAGAGAUCGAGCAACGGAUCCUAACCUUCUUCAACAACUUUCGAGAAGAGGUUUUGCUGUCCCGGUAUCACGUGAGCGCCCCCUGCCAAGCGACGAUCGACAGCAACUUUUUCUACAACAUGACCGACAAUCCGACAAGUUCCACCACCGCUGGUGGGGACCACGCUACAACAAUAAAUAGCAACACCACGACGUCCGAAUGGCAGCAGUUCCUGAACGGAGUGUGCUCCAAACUCGAAGAGAAACCGAAGAAGCUCGCGCAGGAAUUCUCGGCGCACUGGGGCGAAGUGAGCUUUCGCAGCUUCAACUUUUCGUGGAAGCUGAAAGCGAUCGAGUUUUUGAAAGCCCUGCCGUUCGAGACCUUUCUGGACUACUACGACACCGUCGUGGCAAAGGCGCCCAAGCUCUGGGUGCACUGUCUGGGACCGAAUGACGACAGCUGGAAGGUCGGGGAAGCAGGUAGUAGUGCCGCAGGGGCAGUAGAGAUUGGCGAGGAACUGUUCCUGAGCGAACAGUACCAGCAGUUCGUAAACAAUGUUGUCUAGCAACCGACAAGACGGUGAACAGAACAUAUAGGCGACACUGAUGAUUGUGCUGCAUGAGCUAGUACGUAUAUCCAAAACGAUGACAGCUACAUCUGGCAGCGCGCCUGCCUGUGCACUACACGGGAACGAGUUCCUCUCGGCUGAAAAGAAGCUAACGGG
This is a messenger RNA of Amoebophrya sp. A120, 6584 nucleotides long. The record is from the annotation of a GenBank genome assembly. Lineage: Eukaryota; Dinophyceae; Syndiniales; Amoebophryaceae.